CUACGUUGAAAUACCGCGCAAGGCGUCAUAGGAAAGCUAGUAUUUGUUGUAACCAAUCGUUUGCGUUGCUAAAUGCACCAUUUGGAACUGCACCACCGCCGGAAUUCUAUUACAACUAUACUUUACUGAAAGCUGGAAUUGUUUCAAGAAGGCAAGCAAGAAAAUGAAUAAGUUCACACUUAUAGUCAUGGCUGCAGUUUGCGUCCUUAUUCCAACAGCAAUGUCUCUAAAAUGCUACACCUGUAAUAACCCAUUUGGCAACUGCGGAGAGAUGGCAAUGCCGUGCAAGAAAGACGAAGACGUGUGCUUCAAGCAUCGCACGGGCGACUCUACAACCAAAAGCUGCGGCAAGAAGUCAGAUUGCGAUGCUCGAAUCAAAAGCUGCACUGACAAUAACAACUACUGCGAGGCGGCGUGCUGUGAGACGGACGAGUGCAACGCAGGUGCUGUCAAUCAACCUGUCGUCUUGGUGACUGCUCUUGCCGCUUUCGUUGCGGCUGGUGCUUUGCAUUAAACAUGAGUGUCAGUUUAUUUUAAUUAUCUUGUAUUCUGUAGGCACGAACUUGUUUCGUUUUACGAAACAACAAGGGGUCCUUGUUGAAAUUUUAGCACAAUGCACUAGAACAAUUGUAAAAACAUAAAAAAAGUAUUCUUGGUCACCUUGUGUAUUUAAUAAAGCCUUUACUGAAAA
This is a messenger RNA of Nematostella vectensis (starlet sea anemone), 691 nucleotides long. Its product is annotated as CD59 glycoprotein. The transcript has 2 exons. The record is from RefSeq and is a predicted model, not a curated record. Lineage: Eukaryota; Metazoa; Cnidaria; Anthozoa; Actiniaria; Edwardsiidae. Bases 164 to 514 code for a protein of 116 amino acids.